AUGGACUCGGAUGUUGCACAGCAAUUGGACUCGAUAACACACAAGCUCAUGUCAACCACAUGUCUUGCACAUGCACCCAAGAAACCCCAGGAGGCGCAGCUCACGGCAAUCAUUGCAGACCUACAAGUUCAUCCCACGAUUGAAGCUCUGCUGCAUAUCCUGAACCACGACUUGCCAUCUGCACACUUUCUGGUGCGACAUAUGCAGGCGCCGCCAGCUGUCGAGGGGAUGCUGCUCCACGGCAUCUUGCAUCGCGCUGAAGGCGACUUCAACAACGCACGCGCAUGGAUAAGCGACGUCUCGGACGCAUGCGAGGGCUACCAGCCUAAGCGCAAGGAGGAAGGCCAAAGACUAGAUUCCGAGAUUGUAGAGCAAGUCGGUAGCAACUCGCACGUGUCCGAUUCGCUCGUCAAAUUUGUCUACGGCGGCCAACACCCUGGGUGGCUUAUCGACGCGGUCGAGGCGUUUAGAAGACAGAAGCAAGGCCAAAGCAGAGACGGAGAGGGGGCGCAGAUUGAACAGAGGAUCCGAGACGAGGCGGAGAGGCUGCUGGAUUGGUGCAAGAGCAAGUUUGGCAGUCGAGUGUGGCGGGAUGCGACCAAGGCGUGGGUUGCAAACAGCGAGGAAAUCGGCAAGAUCAGUGCGGAUAUGGUCAGCGGCGGGAAGGGGUAUCGUAAUUUCUAG
This is a messenger RNA of Exserohilum turcica Et28A, 684 nucleotides long. RefSeq lists its product as uncharacterized. Bases 1 to 684 code for a protein of 227 amino acids. NCBI's taxonomy places the organism in Eukaryota, Fungi, Ascomycota, Dothideomycetes, Pleosporales, Pleosporaceae. The transcript has a single exon. The record is from RefSeq and is a predicted model, not a curated record.